Molecule: messenger RNA, 4260 nt
Organism: Laccaria bicolor S238N-H82
Lineage: Eukaryota; Fungi; Basidiomycota; Agaricomycetes; Agaricales; Hydnangiaceae
Exons: 5
Coding region: 1-4260 (1419 amino acids)
Biological process (GO): protein polyubiquitination
Molecular function (GO): ubiquitin protein ligase activity; RNA binding; zinc ion binding
Source: RefSeq, a predicted model, not a curated record
AUGAGCCAAGUAUGCAAGUAUUUCUCAACUGGCGGCGGUUGCGCGAAGGGCACCGCCUGUACCUUCGUUCAUAAUCGCGCAAAGACCCCCAAGGUAUGCGAGUGGUUCCGCAAGGGAAAUUGUGCAUGGGGCGACAAAUGUACCAAGUCCCAUGAGAGCCUUUCCAGCAGCUCAAGCUCAAGCUCGAGGGAUGGUGUAAAGGCAAGUUCCUCGAAAACAAAGCCUUCCGCCUCGAAUGGCAACCCGAGCAACGGAGGCAAGAAGGAACCAUUCGCACACGAAAGGGCGAGAAGCAACACUCCUCCCGACCCUUCCCCAGGAUCGCGGGCAGAAUCCCCCGUCAGCACCGUUAGCAAGGCUCGUUGCAUUUUCUACUUCGAAAACAACUGCAAAAGCGGCGACGAUUGCGAAUAUGCCCAUUCCACAUGGACGAGUCGCAAGGAGGCAACGAAUGUUAUCGACGCGUCUAUGCCCCUUCCUGCUCACGAAUGGGAUGAUCCAGGCACACCCACACCUUCCCGUCCAGAUUCUCCCGAGAACGCUUUGAAUAACGAGGAUGGCUUUGAAGAAAAUGUGGAAGAGGAGGAGGAAUACAACCAACAUUUGGAUGGACAGCAUGACUUUCAGGCGGCAGAAGAAACCGAACACGACAAUGUACAGAGUUUCGACAACUUUAGUGGUCCAUCAACUUUGUCUGCCAACGAUAUGCCCACGUCUGAUCCAAUUCCGGACAAAUAUCAAAUAGGUGUUGAACCGUCUUCCACGUCGAUUCACAGUCACCAACCUCCUUCACCUGCUAACCCUCCGAAAUCGUCUUGGCACGAUCCCAACAAUGAACAACCCCCUCGUCAGAAUGGCGAGAACACAAUCAAGCACGGCCGGCAUCAUUCUCCGAAACCAUCGUCUCCUGCCCACCAAACCCAACAUUUUCCGCAAUACGGUGGGUCUCCAAGGCAAGAAAGCCAUGGGCCGCAGCAUGGACACCAAAUCGUUUACCCUCACGUCUCAGAAGUUGUCCCCCACUGGUCUCAGUUCGCGGACCCACACGCAAAUCCAAGCAUUCCUUUUUGCAAACUUCUUGCUCAAGGAAAGUGCAGCGAAGAUGAGCUUUGUAGAUUUCGUCACUCCCUCACUGUCGAUGAAUAUUCCCUCCUAUUCCAUGACCAACAACCUAACUUGUGGACUCUCUCUCGGACCAAUGCACCAACCGGACUUCACUUAGAACAACUAUCCCAGCAAUCGUACACAUACACGGAUCGAAAUUAUAACUCAGAAUACGUUGAAGCACCACAACUGAACCCUACAACAUCUCAAAUACGGAAGGAAUGCCUUUUCUUUUCAUUGGGAAAAUGCCGCAAUGGAACUGCAUGUCCAUUUCAGCACGUGCCUUCCAAGGAACCUGCAACUUCCCAGCCUGAAGAAGUAGAUGAAGGUUGGGAUGGUCCACAAUCCUCAUCACGGCAACGGUCACAGAAACGAUGCAAUCACUUUGCCAAAAGAGGCGUCUGCCCCUACGGUUCUUCUUGCAAUUACAGUCACGAUUUACCCAGCGAACACCGUCCUUCGAGCCAAGAAUCUGCCCCGGAACCUCAAAAUGGAAACGACAACGGUGGCUGGGGAAAUGACCAAUGGGAGACAAAUGGUAAUUCGAACAAGGAAAACCUGUGGGAGAGCGCUCCAACUACAUGGGGUCCAGCUCAGAUAGAUAAUGAUGCUUGGGGAGCUCCGUCAGCUCCGCGAAAAACUGGGAUGUGUAGGGAUUAUCCAGAAUGUGACAGAGGAGAUCGGUGCCGUUUCCGCCACGAUGACGAAUAUGGGAGAUAUCAAGGCAACGAGAAAUUGUCAGCCAACGACGAAUGGCCACCAAUUGAAAAGGGAUCAGAGUCAGCGCCUUGGGGGUUCCCCGAAAAUAGAGGCCCGUGCAAGUUCUUCCUCCGAGGCCCUGGACAAUGCAGGAGAGGAGACCUUUGCUCCCGACGCCACGACGAAGCAGACCGCGAAACGCAUACUUCGACAUGGGAGAAUACCGAUCGAGGGUUUGAUGAUACUUCAGCUGCAAGGGAACUUAACGGUGCAAACGAGGAAUUGCGUAACGAGGAGGCAGGGGACAACGGUGAACCAGGAGGCAGUGAGAUAGAAGAACAACCUUCCAAUGAAAAUGAACACGAUGCGUCUUGGUCUAAGGUCUGGCCCGUCGAACCUGAUGUUUCAGCUGGAACCCACAAAAUUCAUGCACCAUGUAAAUGGUUUGGGCAGGGUGAUUGCAGGGACGGAGAUCAGUGUCGCUAUUUACAUAUCUCCCCCGAGGACCCCCCCUCGGAAAGCCAGGACCAUCGAGAAUUGGAACUUCAUUCUCCCGAAUUGGCUGGGGGUGAUCAACAAAGCCCUCUUGAAGAUGAAAUCGAACCAGUAAGCCCUGAUGUUGUGGAGUUCCCUCCUAUAGUCGAUCACCCACAAGUCGAAAGAUUCCUUCUGAAUUGUUCCGUCGUCUUUGGCACGGAUCUAACGCCAACGGAGGUUACUACAGCUUCGGAUUCAUCCAAAAUUAUACUUUCGAAUCUUCCUCCUGAUGUCCUACCUGAAGACAUUGACCAGCUGGCAAAGGGAUUUGGCGAGGUUCAGGAGAUCGUGAAACUUGAAGAGAGCAACUUUUCAGCAUCAUUCUGUGUGGAAUUCGCUAAUUCCACGCAGGCCUUGGGGUCUGUACAGCAUUUGAAUGGCCAAACAUAUGGUUCGAGGGUUCUGGUCGCUCGUUUGGAAGCCCGUAUCACACUAUGUCCGUCUUCGCACUUGGAGAGCCGUUACGUCAGGAUAUCUUGGCCAAAUCCAAGUCGGGUCGCCUGGAUUCACUACAAGACUGUUGGAUUGGCGAAAUCAGACGCCAGUCGUCUGAAUGGGAUCACCUGUGAUGGUCGUCAAAUUAAGGCAACUUCUGAAAAACCCACUCAAAAAUUUGGCAUUGUCAAAUUCGAGGGCCUCUCUUCCUACACCAGCCAACAAACUAUUGAAGCGUUGUGCAAAGACCAUUUCUUAAUAACCAUGGAACCGCCUACAUACGUCGAUCCCCCGACAGAUGCAAUCCGAGAUACCAUCAUGCAGAUCGAAGGCUUUGAAGAUUUUAGUUCAGCACCAACGGACAUGUCCCAAUCAAGGUCAACUGCACUGGCCACGUUUGGUUCUCAUUCAUUAGCUUCAAACGCUCUCCAAAAACUGAACGGUGUGGACCAAGGAUAUCUUGGUAACCAAUCGCUGAAGGCAGUUCACAUUUACUGCUGUACCUAUCAAAUCACUUCUUCUCAAGGCGAAGCUCUUCAAGCUGAAAUCAACCAUUUGGUUGAGAGAUAUACGCCCCAAUGCAUCAUUCGAUGGAUUCGCCAUGGAAGCUCUAAUUCCAUACGCAUCGAAAGUGCGAUAAACCAACUGACAAAAUUCAAGGAGGCCAACUUUGAGCUCCAUACGCUUCUGGAUGGCAGUCUGUUGAAUACGGAGGAAGGGUCUGCCCUUUGGGAUGAGUACUUCGAUACUCCAAGCAGUGUCAAGGCUUUGGAGAAAGUCAACAAUAGCGCAACAUUUCUGAUACAUUGUGACAAUCGGUUCAAGGCAAUUCGUGUCUUUGGUACAAAGCCGAGUCGAGAACAGGGAGAAGCAUCCAUUUCCAAGCUUUUAAAGAAGGUUCAUCAACUCCGCCAAGAAAUUCCUGUGGAGCGUGCUAUGUUGUCACACCUUCUCAAUGGAGGGUUCAAGGCUUUAAAAGACGACCUGGGAGCCAACAAGGUAACACUCGAUGUCGUACAAUUACAGCUUGUUGUCAGAGGCGAUGACAAAGAUAUCGAGAAAGCCAGGGCUGUUGUUCAAGCAAUUGUUCCCGUCGCUGUUGAUCCUCUAGUCGAUGGCUUUUGCGAGAUCUGCCUGCAGGAGCCAGUGUCUCCUCUCAAGUUAUUUUGCAGACAUGCCUACUGCAAGGCGUGUCUGCAGCAUGCCUUGAGUUUCAGCAUUUAUUCUCAAACAGACGAGCCCGUCAUUCUCCAAUCCUCACUUCUCUCAUACAUUCGCACCUCCCCUGCAUUCUUCUUCUGUCCGACCCUUGAUUGUCCAGCAGUUUAUCGUGCAGGGGAUGGGGGCUUCCUUAUGAAAUGUUCAGUCUGCCUAAGCGAUAUAUGCUGUUCAUGUUGCUCAAGAGCUCACGACGGUUCGACCUGCGAAGAGUGGUCGCAAAUGCAGAUCGUUCCACAAGAAAACUUGGACGACACGAGCAUGUGA